AUGUUUCGUAAGCAGAUCAGGGUUGAAGAUGCCAAACUUUUGGCUGUGCAAGUUAUUGACGCAGAUCAGUCAGAGGUUAUUGGCACAACUUCUGCCCAUGUUGUCAAUUUGAAGGAAAAAACAUGUACCUGCCGUCGGUUUGAUCUUGAUAAAAUCCCUUGUGUACAUGUCAUAGCCGCUGCAGAAGCAAGAAAAACUUCACGAAUCUCCCUAUGCCAUCCUUACUACCAAACAAAUUACUUGCAACAUGCUUACGCAGGAAGUGUAAUGCCAAGAGAUAUAGCACUACCAGUGCCAGAAGAAGUGGCUAACAAAAUUUGUCAUCCUCCUUUCGUUCGCCAUCCUCCAGGCAGACCAAAGAAGACACGCAUUAAGAGUGCAUUCGAGAUCGCGACAGCGAACAAACGUUCAAGACAGAUGCCUAAAUGCUCUACUUGUGGUAAAAGUGGACAUAAUCGCAUCACAUGUAAAGCAUAA
Messenger RNA from Eutrema salsugineum, 477 nucleotides. RefSeq lists its product as uncharacterized. Gene Ontology annotation, molecular function: zinc ion binding. The transcript has a single exon. The coding region runs from base 1 to 477 and encodes 158 amino acids. Lineage: Eukaryota; Viridiplantae; Streptophyta; Magnoliopsida; Brassicales; Brassicaceae. The record is from RefSeq and is a predicted model, not a curated record.